Molecule: messenger RNA, 1761 nt
Organism: Ochlerotatus camptorhynchus
Lineage: Eukaryota; Metazoa; Arthropoda; Insecta; Diptera; Culicidae
Product: N-acetylglucosamine-6-sulfatase-like
Exons: 7
Coding region: 113-1588 (491 amino acids)
Biological process (GO): glycosaminoglycan metabolic process
Molecular function (GO): glycosaminoglycan binding; N-acetylglucosamine-6-sulfatase activity
Source: RefSeq, a predicted model, not a curated record
AAAGAAUAGUACCUAACAGCUACCUUUAUUACGUUAAUAAGUACUCUUUAGACGUUAACCGGUGUAAAAUGAAAUAAAAUUGUGCAUGCACAGUGACUGAAAGCAAAACAAAAUGGAAUCUCUCCUAAGAAUAUCACUCUUAUUUUUACUUGUUUGCGGUACUCGAAGCUAUGACGAAGCUCCCAACAUUGUUCUGGUUCUUACUGAUGACCAGGAUGUCGUACUGAAAGGACUGAAUCCAAUGAUUAAGACCCAACAACUUGUGGCAAACCGUGGCACAACCUUUGUAAAUGCAUUUACCUUAUCUCCCAUUUGUUGUCCUUCGAGAAGUUCCCUACUAGCAGGACAAUACGCACACAAUGUUAAGACUUUUAAUAAUUCCCAAAGCGGUGGAUGCUAUGGAACUCAUUGGCGUGAAAAAGUUGAACCAGAAGCUCUCCCGGUAUUGCUACGAAAUGCCGGAUAUCAAACCUUCUACGCUGGAAAAUAUCUCAAUGAAUACUAUUCCAAAGAUGUUCCACCAGGUUGGAGUAGAUGGCAUGGGUUGCAUGGAAAUUCCAAGUAUUACAACUACACUCUGAAUGAAAAUGGUCAGGUCAUAUCGUUUACUGAUGACUAUUUAACCGAUGUUCUGAAAAAUCGGACUCUAGAUUUCAUAUCAAGCAUCGAAUUAGGAAACCCAUUUUUUGCAAUGGUUGCUCCGCCUGCACCACAUGCCCCAUAUACUGCAGCCGAGAGGCACGAACACUUGUUUCCUAACGUGAACGCACUGAAGACUAAAAAUUACAACCUGCCUUGUGGACCACUAGAAAAACACUGGUUGGUUACAAUGCCUCCGUCGCCACUGCCAGAAGAUAUCCUGGCUAGCAUAGACAUAAUCUAUCGUAAACGCUGGCAAUCACUUACGGCGGUAGACGAAAUGGUAGCGGCCAUCGUACAGCUUCUUGAAAAGCGAGGAAUCCUGGAAAAUACAUAUUUUAUUUACACAUCAGAUAACGGAUACCACAUGGGACAAUUUGGACUACCUUACGAUAAACGUCAACCAUAUGAAACCGACAUAAGAGUUCCGUUUCUCAUGGCAGGACCUAAGAUACCACCGAAAACGCUUGUUUCGUCUCCCGUUGCGCUCAUAGAUAUUGCACCAACUGUUUUGGAACUGGCCGGGCUAAAAGUUCCACCUAACAUGGAUGGCACUUCCGUUAUGGAGAAGCUCACCCAUACGGAUAUAGAAGAAAGACAGAUAUUGAUCGAAUACUGGGGAGAGGGUAAUUUGGAGACUCACAAUCCCGAUUGUCCAUGGCAGAAAAAGGACAAAUUAGCACUUUGCACUAUUGAUGCAGCAUGCCACUGCCAGGAUUCAUGGAACAAUACUUACAAUUGUGUAAGGCACUUUGCCAAAGAUUUGGAUUUGAUUUACUGCCAAUUCAAAGAUAAUGAGCAUUUUGCAGAGGCGUAUGAUUUGUCCAACGACAUGUACCAAAUGGAAAAUAUCGCUUAUGAAAUGCUGCCAUCAAUACGCGCGAAAUAUGAUCUCGCAAUCACAAACCUAACGGAAUGCACUGGCGAGACUUGCCGGCGUAUUUAUUAAGGGUCAUAAAUAAUGUACACACCAAAAACCUGAAACCAACCAGCUCCCAUAUGUUUAUUCCGAGCUCACAAAACUUUCAUGUCAACAAUAAAAUAUAGGCAAGAAUUUUUCGAUACAAAAAAAUGCUAAAUAUAAUUAAGUUAUUGUGAAAUGGCGUCGACAAAUAAAAAAAA